AUGGACAAAUGUACAUCAGAAAACUUUGAUACCGGCUAUAGUGACCACCUUUUGCAAUUACUGACCAUACUUGUAAAUCACAUUUCGACCAGUAUAGAAAAUGUUAUCCAUAAAAGGAUUUAUAGUGCGAAAAAUAUUGAAUGCUUCCAGUACCUAAUCAGUGAACAAUCUUGGAGAGAAGUAUAUGAUACCUCUAAUACUAACAAAAAGAUGGAACAUUUUUUGAACAUUUUCAAGCAUAAUUUUGACAUAGCUUUUCCACAAAGGAAAGUUAUUUCCAAGAGCACAGAUAGAUUCAGAAACUGGAUUAAAUCAGGCAUCAGAGUAUCUUGUAAAAGGAAGCGGGAACUUUUUCUGCAGUCAAAAACUAACAGCAGUCCAGAAUUUAUUAAUUAUUUAAAAAAAUACAAGCUAGUUUUGAAACGCAUCAUAAAGGAGGCAAAAAUUAAGGAAAAUGACAAAUAUAUUAUGAAGUCAUCCAAUAAAACUAAGUCCAUGUGGAAAGCAGUGCAGGAUCUUACUGGGAAGAAGACAACUCACAAAAAUAUUGUGAUAUCACAUGAUGGCAAGAAUGUCACUGACCCUAGGGAAGUUGCAAAUAGUUUCAAUUCUUACUAUGCAACUGUUGCUGGGAAAUUAGUGAAGGAAAAAUUUGGAAAUCCACCUAAUACAACAUGGAAAGAACUUUCAUCUAUUGAAAUAAAUAAUAUAUCCAUGUUACUCAGUCCAGUAAGCCCAACAGAGCUCCUAAAUACCAUUAAUUCACUGAAGAGUAAGUAUUCAACUGGUAUUGAUGAUAUUCCAGAUUAUAUUAUAAAGAUAACAGCAAGACAAAUACUUUCACCUUUAUUGGACAUAUGCAAUUCAUGCUUAUCAUGUGGUGUCUUCCCUCAGCAACUGAAAAUGGCAAAAGAAAAUCUUAAAUGGAAUACUCAUAUCACAGCCCUAAAUUCAAAACUAGCAAAAAUGAGCUAUGUGGUAAGAAUUCUCUGCAACAGUACUAGUGCAGAAACAGUUGGGGCUGUAUACUUUGCUCGUUAUGAGGUACUUACAGAAAAAUGCAAAUGUAUGUUGAAAGUGUGA
Molecule: messenger RNA, 1083 nt
Organism: Schistocerca cancellata (South American locust)
Lineage: Eukaryota; Metazoa; Arthropoda; Insecta; Orthoptera; Acrididae
Exons: 3
Coding region: 1-1083 (360 amino acids)
Source: RefSeq, a predicted model, not a curated record